This is a messenger RNA of Cervus elaphus (red deer), 1619 nucleotides long. RefSeq names its product ubiquitin domain-containing protein TINCR. Gene Ontology annotation, molecular function: protein binding. NCBI's taxonomy places the organism in Eukaryota, Metazoa, Chordata, Mammalia, Artiodactyla, Cervidae. The coding region runs from base 79 to 342 and encodes 87 amino acids. The record is from RefSeq and is a predicted model, not a curated record. The transcript has 3 exons.
CGGGCCGGUCGGGUGGGUGCCGAAGGCGGGCUCGCGCGCGCUGGGCCCCGAGCCGGGUCCGAGCGCCCGGUGCCAGCCAUGGAGGGGCUGCGGCGGGGCCUAUCUCGCUGGAAGCGCUACCACAUCAAGGUGCACCUGGCGGACGAGGCGCUGCUGCUGCCGCUCACUGUGCGGCCGCGGGACACGCUCAGCGACCUGCGCGCCCAGCUCGUGGGCCAGGGAGUGAGCUCCUGGAAGCGCACCUUCUACUACAACGCGCGGCGGCUGGACGACCACCAGACGGUGCGCGACGUGCGACUACAGGACGGCUCGGUGCUUCUGCUCGUCAGCGACCCCAGGUAACCUGGGUUGGAGGAUGCAGAGCCGUGGCCGAGGGGACCAAAGGUGCUGGCUGAAGCAGCGGCUGGGAUGGGGAGGCGAAUCUCCUGGGAGCCUUGACCUCACUCAGGGUUCUGGGCUCCCAGGAUAGAUGGUGAAACACUGGUCUGCCCAGCUGCUGCCCACCGCCUGGGACCUUUCUGAUGGAGCCCUAGUCCUUGACACUGACUGAGGACAUUGCUGCUCCAGGCCAGCCAGCCUUCCAGUUGUGCUGUGUGAUCCUGAGGCCAUGGCUCCCACCUUGGAGCUUCAAGUGCCCAGGGGGAGCCACAGUGUCAUCUUGGGAGGCAGCUGGAGGAUGUCACAUGUGGAGAAGCAUAGAGCGGAGACGAGGGGAGCUUGUGGGCAUCACCAGCUCCUGCCUUGAACGUUCUCUCGGGCAUUCCUCUGCCCAAGCUGUGCCCCAUGCUGGAAGCACUUCUCACACCCCUGUCUUCAGCUCCAGUCCACCGGGGAUUGCAGCCUCCUCCAGGAAGUCUUGGAUUUCCUUCUUCCCAGCCAGUGAGCACCUUGUCCUCUUUGGGGCCCCCACAGUCCCCCUCUACUGUGAAGAGCCUCAACUGGUGGGUGUGGCCGGUUACUCAUGAACUCUCAAAUGACUGAAGGUGAAGACUGGGGGACGCCAGCCCUCUCUCAGCACUCCAGUGUUGCACUUUCCGCCUCCCCCAAACCUCUCCACAAGUUGCACCCAUGCCUGCUUCCUUGUCGGCGUCCUUCACUUGCAGCACAGGGUCUUCUGGUUGAAUGGGUGGGGGUCUGUGCCUGGCAGAGCGCUGAGACAUUGAUGAUAAUCAUGGGGGUGAUCCGGACUAUUCCAGGCAGUGUGUUGUAGGAAUUCUGGGUAUAAGACCCUCUGGGUGGGGAAUUCCCUGUGGUCCAGUGGUUAGGACUCUGCUUCCGCUGUGCUUCCAGCCAGGGUUCAAUCCCUGGUUGGGGAAUUAAGAGCGCACAAGCUGCGAUGUGGGGACAGAAAAAAGAAAAAAGGCCCUCCAAGUAGAACGCGGGUACUCAGUUGUAUUUCUGAUCUUUGGCCGCAAGGCAUCGGGUCCUCUGUGCAGUCCACCCACCACCCGGGGUAGCCCAUUCGCAUGCACUCUCGAGGGCUGCAUUCACGCCCUGGGUGCUGGCAUCACAGGGUAGAGACUCAGGAGUCUGGGAAGAAAUAAUGUUUUAAUUAAGAGUUUUGUUGGCUGCAGGGCCCAGAGUAGGGACAGAUGGAUAAUAAAUCGUGGCCACAGGGA